Molecule: messenger RNA, 3835 nt
Organism: Entelurus aequoreus (snake pipefish)
Lineage: Eukaryota; Metazoa; Chordata; Actinopteri; Syngnathiformes; Syngnathidae
Product: sperm axonemal maintenance protein CFAP97D1-like
Exons: 11
Coding region: 1937-2875 (312 amino acids)
Source: RefSeq, a predicted model, not a curated record
UCUUUUACCGUUUCCUGUUUUAUUUUGUUGAACAUCCGCCCCGUGUGGCGACUUUACUUCUGACUUGUUCCAACCACCACACCUGCAUGAUCUCUGGAUCUACUCGACUUUCAAUGUGCGAAUGACGAGGGUUUAAACCUGUUCGACGUUGCUACUAAAGCAUUACAAUGAUAUUUCCUGGUUAUUAUUGUGUUAUUUUAGCUGGGUUUUUUUUUUCAGUUUUUAAAGAGUACUCAAAUGUAACUUCACUUGACUAUGUUUGGACUUCCUCUGGGUUGUGACGCCAUUUUGUUUGAAGGCCUCUGAGGACAAAGGUGCUAGCCAGUGUCCCUGCUGGCUGCUGUUAGCACCGCACCACCACGUUCCUCAAAGGAUUUCACGGUUUUCCAUCACAGCUGAAGAAGGAAGGUGACUUCUUUCAACAGACCUCUUACCCAACCUAAGUAACCGACGGGAAUAAUGCCACAAAUGACAGGAUGGUGAGAUCUGUCAACGCAUCUUUUACCCAACCUAAUUUAACAGGAAUAAUGCAACUGGUUACAGGAAGGUGAGUUCUGUCAACACACCUCUUACUCAACCUAAGUAACCAACGGGAAUUAAUGCCACAAAUGACAGGAUGGUGAAAUUUGUCAACGCAUCUCUUACCCAAGCUAAUUUAACGGGAAUAAAGCAACUGGUUACAGGAAGGUGACUUCUGUCAACGCACCUCUUACCCAACCUAAGUAACCAACGGGACUAAUGCAACAAAUGACAGGAUGGUGAGAUCUGGCAACGCACCUCUUACCCAACCUAAUUUAACAGGAAUAAUGCAACUGGUUAUAGGAAGGAGACUUCUGUCAACGCAUCUCUUACCCAACCUAAGUAACCAACAGGAAUAAAGAAACUGGUUACAGGAAGGUGAGUUCUGUCAACACACCUCUUACCCAACCUAAGUAACCAAUGGAAUAAUGCAACAAAUGACAGGAUGGUGAGAUCUGUUAAUGCAUCUCUUACCAACCUAAUUUAACGGGAAUAAUGCCACUGGUUACAGGAAGGUGACUUCUGUCAACACACCUCUUACCCAACCUAAGUAACCAACGGGAAUAAUGCAACACAUGACAGGCUGGUGACUUCUAUGAACGCAACUCUUGCCCAACCCAGUUUAACAGGAAGAGUGCAACAAGUGAAAGGAUGGUGACUUCUGUCAACACACCUCUUACUCAACCUAAGUAACCAACGGGAAUUAAUGCCACAAAUGACAGGAUGGUGAAAUUUGUCAACGCAUCUCUUACCCAAGCUAAUUUAACGGGAAUAAAGCAACUGGUUACAGGAAGGUGACUUCUGUCAACGCACCUCUUACCCAACCUAAGUAACCAACGGGACUAAUGCAACAAAUGACAGGAUGGUGAGAUCUGGCAACGCACCUCUUACCCAACCUAAUUUAACAGGAAUAAUGCAACUGGUUAUAGGAAGGAGACUUCUGUCAACGCAUCUCUUACCCAACCUAAGUAACCAACAGGAAUAAAGAAACUGGUUACAGGAAGGAAGGUGACUUCUGUCAACACACCUCUUACCCACCCUAAGUAACCAACGGGAAUAAUGCAACACAUGACAGGCUGGUGACUUCUAUGAACGCAACUCUUGCCCAACCCAGUUUAACAGGAAGAGUGCAACAAGUGAAAGGAUGGUGACUUCUGUCAACACACCUCUUACCCAACCUAAGUAACCAACGGGAAUAAAGAAACUGGUUACAGGAAGGCAGCCAGCAAACAUGUACACUAAAGCCUUAGAGACCCAGAAGAAUAACGACCACGUCCAUUAAUCUCCCCUGCAUCUCAGCUCGUCGAGAAAAGAUGGCCGCUACUGCACACCGGGGGCCACUUCCUGCCUUGGCAAUCAACAACAAGUAUUCUAAUGAUCCCUGACAGCCUUGUCAGACAAUAUCCUCCAGAGUGUAAUGAUACUUUACAUCGCGGCGGGCGGAUCGAUGGCAUGGAUGGCCGAGGAGGAACGAUCUUCCACUUGUGCUGAUUCCACACUGACUCCUGUUCACCUUGCAGGACGUGUGGACGCCAAGAACCCCUUCACAUGUGCUCUCUGCUGCUGCUGUUGCUGCUGCCAUGGCAACCAGGAGUGUCAGAAAACAAAUUCCUUCUUGAGGGGAGAGGCCAUGAACACAUUCUGCUGCAGGUGUAACUUGCAGCCAACUUUAACGAGUAUGUCAUCACAUCUGGCGUACCAACCUCUGCUGCCCAGUGGGAACAAGUACCUUCAGAAGAAAUGGGACCAGAUGUGUUAUGAUAUACACAGGACAAAGUUGAAGACCAUGAAACCAACCGUGGACAAUACAGCGCCAAAGACAUAUGAUCACCCAAAAACACUAAAGUGUGAAGACCAUUGGACGAUGAAGAUUGAGAAGGAAAAUCGUCUCCUCCUUGACAAAAUAUCCCACAUUAUGAAGACCAACGGGAGGGUCGACAACAGGAAUUAUUACGAAAAGAAAAGUCUCGGUUUGGAGAAACGGCAGCGGGAGUUGGUGCGAAUCACCAAAGAGAACCAGGAGAUCCUGCUGCGUCUGAACCGGUGCAGGUCUCAGUACGACGUCAGAAACUGGCACCAAGACUGGCUUAAAACACUGAGGGUGAUGGACGCCAUCGCACGCUACCCACGAGGUAGAGAAAGUCUGCAAAAGGAAAAGGCCAGCAAAAGGAGAGACAACAAUGAUACAACAACGGAUGAAGCCAAAGCCCAACACCAUUACAUUGUCGACGAUGAAACAAAAACAAAGGAAAAAGAAAUGAGGAUGAAAACCACCAUAAAAGAAGAUACAGGAGGAGACGGAUGGUGCAGUGAUGGCAAACAAAGUGCCAAGAGAGCGUCGUGUUUCUACAGAUGAGAGUGAAGUUUAAAGGAGGAAUUAAAUGGGGUUUUUUUCCAUAUGUAAUACAGAGUGGCAAUUUAUAUUUUAGAUGUACACCAUAUACUUGAUAUUGCAUCUCAUUAGGGCCCGAGCAGCAAAAAUCUGCGUAGGCCCUUUUUAAAUUGUUUUGUUUAUUGAUAUCCUCUCACUUCGAUCACGUUUAUGAGGCCCUUAACAUGCAUGACAAAUUGCCAGAUUUUGCAGGUGCAUCAGGUCCGAACACAACAUUUUAAAUAUGACUCAGCAGCGCCCCUUUAAAGGCCACUGCACUUUUUGGGGAAUUUUGCCUAUCGUUCACAAUCAUUGUGAAAGAUAUGAUGACGGAUGGAUUUUUUUUAAUGCAUUCUCAAUACUAAAUAAACGUAAAUAAAAGUCUGCUUACAGCAGAGCCAAUGGGAGGUCCUCUAUUCCGCCCAUAAAACCCAAUAAAUAACCAUUCAAAAACCGCCAACAAUACUCCCUUUACAUUUGGUGACUUGAAUAUUAACCCAGUAAUAGUGAUAUUAUUAUAAAGGCUAACGCAGACAAACUAUUUAUAGUGGCGCCGUGAUCACUUCCGUGUGUCACUAUGUUUACAUCAUCGAGUGGUCUGCUGUUUCCUCGCUUCCCUGCUCCCUGUAAGUUUAUUGUAGAUCAUAAAUCAUGCCUCUCACCUGGAAAGUCGAUGGCUGAGGAUAUAAUCCGACAAGUUGGUACACUUUGACAGCCAAAAGUCUCCCAAAUGUGCAAGGGCCCGUUCAACGCUGGAUGCAGCUUUAAUUGAUUGCUGUUUUCACGACUAUCAACUAUUAAAAGACAAUGUUAAAAACACCUGUUUUCUUCAAGACUGUGUGGGGAUAUGAUUAUCCUUUUUGUUUUUUGCAAAAUAUUUGAGGUAUUUAAUUUAAUCUAAUAGUGUUAAAGUUGAACAUUCACUGUACAAACAUACAUAUACAC